CAGAGCGAGUGAGGAUGGAGAGAGAGAAACACUUUGAGAAAGAGGAGGCUGAACGAAUGGAGAGGAAGAAGCGUCUGGAGGACAUUAUGAAGAGGACUCGUCACUCUGACCUCGUGGAGAAGAAAGCCACACCUCGCAAGAAUGGAGCUGACCCAGCGUCUGUUCCCUCAGUGAGUGUGUCAGGGUCAGGGACCGAGCACAGUGACAGCAACGGUCAUGGAGCCCCCAACCUUGACCCCAGCUCUAACCCCAGCACAGCACUGCUGCCCCCUGCUGACGAGAGGUUGUUUGAAGAGGUGAUAGUUCUCCCUGCAGACUCCAGACUUCCUCCUCCUGGUGAAGAAGAGGAGCAGCUCCCUAUCAUUGCGUUCCAGGAGAACGGUAUCGUCAUGCCUCUGAUUGGAGGAGUGGUCGACACCCCGAUACAACACACAGCAGGUCAUUCGUCCUGAUCUCCCUCUGCCUUCCA
Molecule: messenger RNA, 469 nt
Organism: Oncorhynchus nerka (sockeye salmon)
Lineage: Eukaryota; Metazoa; Chordata; Actinopteri; Salmoniformes; Salmonidae
Product: ensconsin-like
Exons: 5
Coding region: 15-452 (145 amino acids)
Biological process (GO): microtubule cytoskeleton organization
Cellular component (GO): microtubule cytoskeleton
Source: RefSeq, a predicted model, not a curated record